Molecule: messenger RNA, 1720 nt
Organism: Sphaeramia orbicularis (orbiculate cardinalfish)
Lineage: Eukaryota; Metazoa; Chordata; Actinopteri; Kurtiformes; Apogonidae
Gene: ccnp
Product: cyclin P
Exons: 9
Coding region: 177-1382 (401 amino acids)
Source: RefSeq, a predicted model, not a curated record
AGUGCAGCUCCACCGGCUCGUGCCCCAGGUGGCCCACUCCAAUCAGCUGGCCCACCUGUCUUUAAAUGGAGCCGGCGUCAGAGUAUGGCUGCGUUCAAAGCUCCGGUUUUCCACCGUCACCCGUGGGUAAGUAGCUGCAGCGGCCAGGCAGGGGAGCUCGGUACACGGCUGUGGUCAUGGCCAGGACUGGGUUCUGCGACUCCAAGCCUCUGCUGGACUUACACAACAAGGUGGAUGAGAGGCGAGCCCCCUUAAAAUCUUGGGCUAAUGCCUGUGGACCUAAAGAGUGCUGGCAGAGUGUAGUAGAUGAGUCCAGGAUGGCCCUCAUCAAAAUGGAACCAGAGCGCAGAUGGGACAGGAGGAUGUUCACACAGACAAGUGAAAGUAUCUUCAUGGAGUUCCAUGAAGACAGUCUGACAUGCUCAUCUGAAAGUCUAAUUAAUAUUAGAGAUGGGUGCAUGGAGGAGUCUGUGUUUCUUUACCCUCAUGGGCUGCAGGGGCUUCACAGCCUUCAGGCACUGGUGCCCAGUCUGCUGCGACGAGAAGUGGAGAUGGCCUUGGAGAAACUGGACCUCAUAUUCGACCAUACGUACGCCUGGGAACUGUUCUUGGAUAUGAUGGAAAGUCAAAAACAUCACACUCUCUCCAAUGCUGACUUGCCCCAGCACUUUACUGAUGCCACUCGUGCGAUCCUGGUAGACUGGCUCAUUCAAGUUCAUGAAAUGAUGCAUUUCCAGGAUGAGACCCUAUAUCUGGCUAUACACCUGCUCAACCGCUCCCUGCGCCAGGUUAAGGUGACCACAGCCAACCUGCAGCUCCUUGGCAUAGUUUGCCUUUUCAUUGCUGCAAAAAAGGAAGAGUGUCUUCUCCCUGAGGUCUCUGAGCUCUGCUCCUUGAUGGACCAUACGUACACUAAACAUCAGCUGCUUCGGAUGGAGCGCAAAGUUUUGUCUGUGCUAAAGUUUGAUCUGUCUUACUGUCCCCCGUUGCAUUUCCUCCUCCUCUUUGCUUCGAUCGCUCGCUGCAGUGAUAAGGUGGUGUGGAUGGGUCGUUAUCUGCUGGAGCUGUCUCUCUUUGAGGGUCAGUGUGUGGUUUUCCUGCCUUCACAGCUGGCAGGAGCAGCUCUCUGCCUGGCUCGCCAAGUCCUCCAGGAACCCCCAACCCCAGAGGGAGAGGCUGCUUGGUGUUUAGCUUUCAGCAUCCAUAUUGGCAGUGAGAUGGUCUUGCUGAGUAUCAUGCGCAUUCUGGCCAGUGCAGCAGCAAAGGCCCAAACCCAGGAUACUUGUGCUACUUUUAUUAAAUUCUCCUCCCCUGAGACAAUGCACGUCAGCAGACAUCCCGCUCUCAACAUCGCCACUGGUGUGCUGGAUGUAUGGAGCUGAUACAAGGCCACAGAAUGAAAACCAACAAAGCCUCAGGAUACUGAUUCAACUCUGUAUCAUUUAAGGACUUGAUUUCUAUGUAGUCUAGUGCUAUAUACUGACUACAGAUCCAGGUAGUUACAAUGGAAGUGGGAGGCAGAAAUAUGAAAGAUUUGAUGCAAAACAUUGAUCAUUGAAGAAAUGCAUGUAAACUACAAGUGGCUUAGCCUGCUUAAUGGCACCCCAAUUUAAGGCUCUUAUCUUGCAGCUGAUAUAGAGAUUACAAUUGUACCAAUGUGUCCUUGUUAUGUUCAGAGGAUGUGGGCUGUUUAUAAAAUUAUGUGAGAUGUUUUAAUGUU